Molecule: messenger RNA, 264 nt
Organism: Soboliphyme baturini
Lineage: Eukaryota; Metazoa; Nematoda; Enoplea; Dioctophymatida; Soboliphymatidae
Source: the annotation of a GenBank genome assembly
CGGCUCCUAGGAGUCGGGCGGCGGUACGCAGGUCUCCUGCGAAAACUUGCCAUCGCGGACAUCCUCCAUUUCUCGGCCGAAAUCUACUUCUCUCAUACGGGCCCCGACAACCAAGAGGAUGCCGUCGACCAAGUACUGCCGCGCAGCGAGCCACAACCGAUCACCGAAGAAGAGGGGGACGGAGAACUCACCCCGAUGGAGGGCAAACACCCAGACACUGUCAACCCUGACUCUCCGACGGACUCUCCAACUGCUAAUCCUUAG